UGUGGGGAGUAACCACAAAUGGAAGCUGAAGAAAUAGAAAGAUACAUCUACCGGUGAUCUUAAACAAAAUAAUCCUUCAAUCUACUUCACAUCUUCUUCUUUCCUCAGGAUGAUUCUAUUGCAUAUAAAGCACGGCUGGAUGUCUGUAUGCAAGUUGAUCCUUUUCUGUGGGAUAUUCUUCAUGAACAACACACGUGAGAGCUCUGGCACAACUGAGAUCAGCAGACUUCAAAAUGUUCUGUUUGUCAGCGAGACAAAUUUUGCUAAUAAGAAAUGUUUCUUUCCAACUGAAGUCGUCAUGAUCAGUGGAAGUAGGUUUUGUUUCAGUAACAAUACAGACAAAAAAGAAUGUUGUAAUGACAAAGAAUUCAACUGCACCUUUGAAAAGGGCGGAAACUGCUCGAUUAAGGAUGAAGAGAUUCUGUCCAAGCACGAUAUUGUGCUGAUGAAAGCAGAUCAAAACUUCUCAUUGUGUACCCCAUCAAAGCUCUACAAAGGCUCAAACAAUGGCUCCCUGUUUGACUUUCACAUGUGCUUGAACAAGGGUGUUAAGAACACUCGUUGCAGCACAAGCUAUCCAUCCUGUGACGAAAGUAAAGACAAAGAAAAACCAAACCCCAACACGAGUAAACCACAGAAACUGUGUCCCGAACUGUCGAUGGGACUUGUUACUGGCAAUGAGACCAACGUGGAAGCUGCUUUAAAUAUUAUUAAGACUGUCUCAUCUGUGUUGGACCAGAUGAAAGAGUGCAAGACAGUGGCCAUUAAAAAAGGCAAAAUCAGAGGGAUAAUCACUGAACUCCCAAAGGAUCCAACAAGUGUCAAUAUUGGCAUCACAUCAAGAAAUAUAUCUAUUGUUGAGGACAACAUCAAUUCGACCGCGGGAAUGUUACUACUGGUGCAGGUCUCUAAAGAGGCCACUGAAAUGGCAGUACAAAAAAAUGGUUCAUUUCUUGCCUUUUUACUUAUUCCAGGAGUGUUUCAGGAUGUCAAUAGCAGUUCUUUUCUCAACAAUGAGGUCGUGGCAAUUGAAAUGGGAGCAGAAAUAUCCAAUCUCUCGCAGACCAUAGACAUUCAAUUCAGAAAUGUGGACAAGAAAGGAAAAGUGGCUUCUUGCAGAUCCUGGGAUGGUAAAGGAAAAGAUCCAAUAUGGACUGAAGAUGGCUGCCACCUGAAAGAGACCAAUGAGAGCAUCACGUGCCAGUGCUCUCAUCUGACAUUUUUUGCAAUUUUGUUGUCUCCUCCACCUGGAAACAUCAGCUCUUCCCAUCUGAGGUCUCUCACCCACAUCACAUCAGUCGGCUGUGGCCUGUCCAUGUUUUUCUUAGCAGCGGCCAUUUUUAUGCAUUGUCUCAUCAGGAGAGGGAAAGCAAGCCAAGCUACUCAGCUCCUGAUGAACCUUUUUGUCGCCAUGUUUAACCUCAACUUGUCCUUCCUGAUCAACGACAAAAUUGCAAACUUAGGGAACUUUGGUGCAUGUGUGGCAAUUGCAGCGUUUAUGCACUACACCAUGUUGGCAACUUUAACCUGGUUUUUCAUGGAAGCUUUGCACCUCUACUUUACUCUAGGGAAGCUCCCAUCGGAAAUCAAACUCUACAUGGGGAAGCUUUGCAUCAUGGGAUGGGUCACACCAGCUGGAGUUGUGAUUCCUCUUCUCGCCUUGAGGAAAUACAAUUACUUGGUCAUUUCUGCCGAUGAUGGGACUUCUGCAAAAAUGUGCUGGAUCCCCGAUGCUGCUGUCCACCAGGGAGUGAACAUUGGUUAUUAUGCCAUUGUGUUCAUCUUCACUUUCACUAUAUUCAUCUUGACUGUGUGGAAGAUUUUUCCCCUUAAAGCCAGAACAGGUACAACUAUGGGCGGCAGCUCCAUCAAGACAAACGUCUUCUCCAUUCUGGGUCUUUUCCUGCUGCUCGGCAUCACCUGGGCUUUUGCUUUCUUCAGCCAUGGACCUCUGCUUGUAGCCUCCUACUACAUCUUCACCAUCCUCAACUCCUUUCAAGGCUUCUUUCUAUUCAUCUACUAUUACAAGUCCAGUAAAGAUGUUGGAAACAACAGCAGUUCCAUAGUCAUCAGCAGCAGCAGCAGCAUCAUCAGCAGCAUCAUCAGCAGCAGCAUCAUCAGCAGCAGCAGCAUCAUCAGCAGCAGCAGCUCAACUACUACCAACACAAUCACCUUAUCUCCAGUUACAUGAAGAACUGUGCAGUUUUCAAACAGGGAACAGAACGUUCUCUGUGCCUGACACAAGAGGGCAGCAUUCCCUUUACUAAAUCAAGUAGAUGUCUCGUCCCUGCAAAUUCUCCUACUUUGUGUUAUUUUUGACUGGAUGACUACACUGACCUGAUAAAAAGCUAAUCUGAAAUUACCUUCAUUGAGAAAUGUUCUCAGGCACUGUCUGAGGAGAUGUGGUAAUCUCCUGGAAGUCAUUUGUGCGGAUGACUCUGCGUUUAAACAGAAGCCUUGUCUGACUCACUGUGAAACAUGCGGAGAAGGUUGUGAUUCACUCAAGAUUAAAUCAGAGGGCUCAUAAAUUAAAAGCCUGGUCAUACACUGGAAUGCAGAGUGUAAAUGUUUAGGAAGUCAUAUAUUUCCUCCUUCAUGACUGAUGUGGCUGUCAUGUGGAAUGGUGGUAAAACUGCAGAAAAAUAGAAGGUGCACGGGAAGUCUUUCUUUCACAUAUUUUACAGCGUUAGGAUCUGAGGUAGGCAUCUUAGCGCUUUGCGUGCCUGCAGAUAAUUACUGUGAGCCUACAGAGAGCAGUAUCCAAUGUGAGGGGAGCCUUAAACAGUCAACGAGAUGUGAGCUCAUGGCUACCUAUAGUGAUAAGUAAGUAAGAGGCUUCAAGACAAAGCGUUAGGUUGCAAAUAUUGUUAGAAUAUGUAUUUAAUGAGCUCUUAUAGCUUUUAAGUGUACCUAGCCAAACUACAGUACAUCACAUUUUUGAGCUGUUAUGUCAUAAAUAAAGUUUUUUUCUUCAUAACUGGUGUGAUUAAGAUCUUAGGUAUUUCAUAUUCUCUAUACUUUGACUAAUAGUUUCUUAAUGGUAUAUUACAUGUGAUACAUAACUAUUAGGUGACAGCGUUCUUUACUAUGUCCACUGUAUUUUUUAGACACAUUUCACUUCCUUUAAUAAGUUAGGUUCACUUUGUUAACUAAAUUCUGAACUUUUAUCAAAUGGUUUUUGUGUGUGAUUAAGAUAUUGUAUUUCAUAUUUUCUUGACAGUAAAUAAAGGCGUCUUACGGAGCCCCUCAAGUCCCAAAAAGUAAACAAAAAAAUUCUGUGCGCUUAAUUAUAGUUAAUUAUAUAUCUAUUGUGCGAUAUAAAGUAAUUAUAAUACUUUUUGGGACUUCAGGGGCUCCGUAGCUAUCAGAUUGCAUCUUUAAAUUGUACACAAUAUAACUUGUAGAUAUAUAAAUAGCAUUCUUUGCUAUUUCCACUAUAUUUGAAUGAAUUUGUGUUCUUUUUUUAAAGUUGACAUCUCGUAUUUUUAGAACCUAUUUUUUUCAACAUGGUGGCUUGUUAAGGUUUAUUUUGGUGAAAUGUGGAAGACAUGUGCUUUGAGGCAGCAUUUCAGGAGUAAAACAGCUGACUUUGGGUCUUUCUUUUGCAAAUUAAACUUACACUGUCUGGAAAAAUAAAGUAAAAAAUACAGUUUCUUGUAUCCAAAA
Messenger RNA from Labrus bergylta (ballan wrasse), 3666 nucleotides. Its product is annotated as adhesion G-protein coupled receptor G5. The record is from RefSeq and is a predicted model, not a curated record. Gene Ontology annotation, cellular component: plasma membrane. Lineage: Eukaryota; Metazoa; Chordata; Actinopteri; Labriformes; Labridae. Gene Ontology annotation, biological process: cell surface receptor signaling pathway; adenylate cyclase-activating G protein-coupled receptor signaling pathway. Gene Ontology annotation, molecular function: G protein-coupled receptor activity.